AGCACCAUGAGCCCCCCGACGCAUGACAAGCCCGAGAGGCCUCCAAUCGCGUCCCAGCCCAGCGCUCACCCCGCCCUCCACCCCGAUGUCACCAGCGUGCCCGUGACGCCCGGCGUGCACCAGUCUGGCAAGACGGCCUACUUUGACGAGUCGGCCAAGCAGGAGAAGACGGAGCUCCCCUUCGACCCCGAGACGGCCACGCCGGGCCCCUCGUGGAGCGCCAACUCAUAUUUCGCCAACCAGCAGAGGGCCGACGACGCGGGCCCGCGUGCAGAAAAGGCCGCCGGUGCGCACACUGGGGAGGAAGCCAAGGGCAAGCUGAGCGACGCUCCCGGUGCAGACUCCAAGCACAAUCUGGCAGACGUGGACCCGCGUGCUGCGCAUCCCGGGCUCAACCUCAGCGGCCGCGUUAUCAGUGCGACGUUUGCCAUACCAUACACCAUCGGCUACUCGCCAGGCAACGACUGGGAGCUGAGCCCGCGACGAGGAACCUCUGCCCUUUUCGACUCGCUCUCGUACCUGGCUUCGAGCUCGUCGCCCUGGAACCACACACUGGUGGGCUGGACGGGAGAAAUCACGCACGCACAGUCGGCCGCGGUCCAGACGGCCCAAGUGUCGUUGAACAAGGCCGCCGCGCCCAUUCCCGUUGACCCUAAGAAUCCAAACCAGGUGGCUCAGGUCCAAAACGGCUUUCGAAUCGGCGGCUCGGACCGCGCGCGGCUGGACAAGCAGCUCGAGCGUGACCAUGGCGGCAAGAUUGUGCCAGUGUGGCUGGUGGACGAAGUGGACGACGGCAAAGACGAAUACGUGCUCAAGAACCAAAGCCACUGGAGAACGUACGCCGAGCACGAGCUCUACACGCUGUUCCACUACAAGCAGAAUGAGCCCGCCGACGGACGUGCUGCGCGGAAAUCAUGGGCGGACUACUACCGCAUGAACAAGCUGUUUGCAGACCGGAUCCUCGAAAUCUACAAGCCUGGCGACAUUGUCAUGGUGCACGAUUUCUAUCUCAUGCUGCUGCCCAGCUUGCUCCGCCAACGCGUGCCAAACAUCUACAUUGGCUUCUUCCUCCACAUUCCCUUUCCCAGCAGCGAGUUCUACCGGUGCCUCAGCAGACGCAAGGAGAUUCUCGAGGGCGUGCUGGGCGCCAACAUGAUUGGGUUCCAGUCGUACAGCUACGCACGGCAUUUCUCUUCCUGCUGCACUAGGAUUCUAGGAUUUGACUCGUCGUCCGAGGGCGUUGAUGCCUACGGUGCUCACGUAGCUGUCGAUGUGUUUCCCAUUGGCAUCAACGCCGUCUCGACACAACGACAGGCGUUUGACGACCCGGAGAUUGACGAAAAGGUCAAGGGGAUCCGGGAAAUGUACGCGGGCAAGAAGCUCAUUGUUGGCCGCGAUAGGCUCGAUGCGGUUCGCGGAGUCGUGCAGAAGCUGCAGGCGUUCCAGUUGUUCCUGGAGAGGUACCCAGAGUGGCAGGGCAAGGUUGUUCUCAUCCAGGUGACCAGUCCCAGUGGCCUCCACACGGACAGGAGCGACGGGGCGCAAGAAAAGGUGGUCAACAAGAUUUCGGACCUGGCUGCCAAGAUCAACGGCACGUAUGGAACGCUCGACUUCACACCUGUGCGCCACUUUCCGCAGUAUCUCUCGCGCGAGGAAUACUUUGCUCUCCUGCGGAUUGCCGACAUUGGGCUGAUUACUAGCGUGCGUGACGGUAUGAAUACGACGAGCAUGGAAUACAUUGUGUGCCAAAAGGACAAUCACGGGCCGCUGAUUCUGUCCGAGUUCUCUGGUACGUCGAGCUCGCUCGGCAGCGCCAGCCACAUCAACCCGUGGGACAUGGGCGGAGUAGCCGAAGUCAUCAACAAAGCACUCAAGCAAGACGAAGCGGAACGCGCACGGAUCCAUCAAGAGCUGUACAGGCACGUGGUAGAGAACAAUGUGCAGGCGUGGACCAACAACUACCUCAAGAGGUUGAUGACGAACCUGUCGUCGUUUGACCAGACGUUUGCCACGCCGGCACUGGACCGGGCUAAGCUCCUGUUCCAGUACCGACAGGCCAAGAAGCGACUAUUCAUGUUCGACUACGACGGGACGCUGACGCCCAUUGUCAAGGACCCGCAAGCAGCGAUUCCCUCUGACCGGGUCAUCCGGACGCUGAAGAGCCUAUCCGCAGAGCCUACGAAUGCUGUGUGGAUCAUCAGCGGGCGCGACCAGGCCUUCUUGGACGAGUGGAUGGGCCACAUUCCCGAGCUUGGGCUGAGUGCUGAGCACGGCAGCUUCAUGCGGCCUCCACGCAGCCAGGACUGGGAGAAUCUGGCCGAGACGACGGACAUGAGCUGGCAAGGCGAAGUGGUGGACAUUUUCCAGCACUACACGGAGAGAACGCAGGGGUCGUUUAUUGAGCGCAAAAAGAUUGCCCUCACUUGGCACUACCGCCGGGCCGACCCCGAGUACGGAGCGUUCCAGGCGCGCGAAUGCCAAAAGCAUCUGGAGAGGACGGUGGGCAAGAAGUAUGACGUCGAGGUGAUGACGGGCAAGGCCAACCUCGAGGUGCGCCCUCGGUUUGUCAACAAGGGCGAGAUUGCCAAGCGGCUGGUGGAGGAGUAUGGCGAGGGGCCUGGCAAUGCGCCCGAGUUUGUGCUGUGCAUGGGCGACGAUUUCACAGACGAAGACAUGUUCCGGUCGCUGCGGCAGUCGAAGCUGCCGACGGACCACGUGUUUUCGGUGACGGUGGGGGCGAGUUCGAAGCAGACGCUGGCGAGCUGGCAUCUGGUGGAGCCGUCUGACGUGAUUUCGGUCAUCUCGCUGCUCAACGGGUCGGCAGACGCAGGCAAUGUUGGGGCGAUUGCCAUUGUGGAUGGAGCGGUGCCGGAGUCGCGCGUGGUGCCAUAGAGGAGCAUUAGCAUAAAGGGGGUGGUUGGCGGGUUGCAUUUUGUGGGCAAGCACGGAGCGUGGGCAGGCAGAGUGGGGGGGGAGAGAGAGAGAGAGAGAGAGAGAGAGAG
This is a messenger RNA of Exserohilum turcica Et28A, 3002 nucleotides long. RefSeq names its product glycosyltransferase family 20 protein. The record is from RefSeq and is a predicted model, not a curated record. NCBI's taxonomy places the organism in Eukaryota, Fungi, Ascomycota, Dothideomycetes, Pleosporales, Pleosporaceae. The transcript has 3 exons. Gene Ontology annotation, cellular component: alpha,alpha-trehalose-phosphate synthase complex (UDP-forming); cytosol. Gene Ontology annotation, molecular function: catalytic activity. Gene Ontology annotation, biological process: cellular response to heat; trehalose biosynthetic process; fungal-type cell wall organization. The coding region runs from base 7 to 2892 and encodes 961 amino acids.